AUGGCCAAGAGUAUAUUAAAGGAUAAUCACACACAACCAAUUGAGGGUAGUUCUCAGUUUGUUCAAUUACGAUCUCAAUCACAAACGCAGAGUAUAACCCAAACAAAUAGAAGAGUAUCAUUUGCAAGAGAAGUAACGUUGCAUAAGAUUGAUUAUAUUCAGAAUCCAAAUAAUAAACGACGUAAGACUAUUGCUGGCGAUGAAAUACAGUCUAGUCAAGAAAGACGUCUAUCACUCGGUGAGAUAUCCAAGGGAUCAUUUCUGGAUACAGAUGGUGGUAGUAAUAGUGAAGAUGAAGGAGGAACAAGAAUGAUCAGUGAUAGCUCUGAAGAAGAGGAAGAAGAAGCAGAACAUAGAAACAUUGAAGCUGUUGGAGAUAUUGUUGAUGAUAGUGAUGAUGAAGGAGUUAAUCAUGUACAAGAAGAUGUGGAAUCAGAAGAUGAUAAAACUAUGGAUUUAACUGAUACCUUGAAAGAAGCUAGAGAGACCAUGAGAAGAAUGGAAAAGGAUCAAGAUGAUGAGCAAACUAUGGAACUAACUGGAACUAUUCCUAGACAAGCAGCCGCUAGUACAGAGAAGGUAGGAGUUGGUUUUCAAAUUUUUGAUGUACCCGCUGGAACUGAUCAAGUUAUUGAUGAAGGUGAUUCAGAUGAUAGUAUCAAGUUCAUCAAACAAUCAAUAUUAGCGGAACCAGCCAAUUGGGUUUCUGAUCCGGUACUUAAAUCUGAACCAGUUGCAGAGAAGAAUGUUCCUGAUAGUCAAGAUGGCGACAAUGAAGAUGAUACUCAACCAAUGGAGUUGACACAGACAUUACCUAAAACGGUGAGUAAUACCAUUGAAAAACCAGUACUAAAAGAUAUAACUGAAGAAGAACAUAGUCAUUCUGAUUCAGAAAUUGAUGAGAUGGCUGAUGAAUUAGAAAAUGACAUGCGAGAUAUUGAAAAUGAUGGAAAUCCAGACAUAGAAGAGUCAGGAGAUAAAGUUGCUAUUGAAGAAGGAGAUGGUCUUGAAAGUCAACUGUUUCAUCAUAAUGAUCUUUCCGAGCAUAUGGACUUGACAUUGGUGGAUGUGAAGAAAAUAAAUCUUGAUGAACCGACCAAUUAUACUGAUGACAAUGAGAUUUCUAUGGCUAUGGAUUUGACUAUUAUUCAACCAAGGAGGGAGUUGUUACGAGAAUCCGCUACUGGUACAGCUCUUACUACUGUCAAGGAAUCAAAUGAAGAAAGUAUGUCUAAAGUUGAUAAUGUUGAAAGUAUAUCCAAUCAAGAAGAACAUGACUCGUCACUGGAUGCAGAUGAAGAAGGUUCAAUGGAAUUAACACAAUCUGUUCCGAAUUAUGUUCAAAAAUCACAAACAGAGGAUCAUGAAGAAGAAGAAGAAGGUGAUCAUGAAGAUGAUGAUGAUGAAAUGCAAUUGACGACAGCAUUUCCAAAGAAAGUUGAUGUACCAGUUGAAAAUAUACCAGAGAAUAGCCAGCCAAUGGAUUUAACACAAACCACACCAAAAACAGUUACUGAAGCUGAUUUUGAGACUAAUGAUGAAGGGCAAGAGGAGGAAGAAGAAGAACCAAUGGAAUUAACUCAAGCAAUUCCAAAGCAAGUUAACGAAUCUGUGGCUCUACAGCAGCCAACAGCGGCUGAAACUGGUAGUUUUGAACAAGCUAGUGGUGUUGACAAAAAGGUACAAGAAGAUGAAAAAGAAGGUGCUACUAAUAUCCUAGAGCAAAAGGAAGAUGAUCAGGAAAUACCGAUGGAUCUUACUCAACCAUUACAUAUAAGGAUUGUACCACCAAGUGAAAACCCAAAUUCUAUGAAACAAGUAAGUCAAACUGAUGAAGAAGAGUCAACGAUGGAACUUACCACUUCUAGAGUUCAAAUUGACAAGGAACAUCCUGUAGAUGAGGUUAUGUCAUCACAGAAUGAACAAUUUGUCAAAUCAGACAAUUCCAUUGAACCAUCACAAGCUAUGGAUAUUUCUCAAAACUCAAUCACAGAAGAUACAUCUCAUAUUGAACAAGUAGUCACAACUACCAUACCACUCGCAGAAAUCACCCAGGAUGAAGAUGAUCAAAUACAAGAAGAAGGAGAUUAUUAUGAGGAUGAAGAAGAUGCCAAUUAUGUACCAGUUACUUUAUCCGACUUUUUCAAUGAUAUUGGAGUGCAAUUUUAUGACGAUUUAGAAUUGGAUAUUACUAGUAUUACUCGAUCAAGUAUGACUGGAACAACAGAAGUACCUACUAUGGAGGACUAUAUUAAAUCUCGACCACAAUUAGGAUUAUUAGAAUUAUAUGAAUUUUGUUGUCAAGAGUUGAACAAGAAUAUCAUUAAUGGUCGAGAAAUUUAUGGAGAUUUCGAGAAAAACAUCGAAAUCAAUAACCCUGCAUUGUUUAAGAAAUAUUACAAAUUGGAUGAAAAGGAUAAGUUGUUGACUAAUAUUAAACUUCAGUUGAUACGUGAUUACGCUAGAUUACAAAGUAAAAAAACUUGGUAUAGUUGGAGAAGUCAAUUAAUUGAAAGUUUGAUUAGUCAAUUAGAUGUUGAUAUUGAAAACAUGGAAUCAGACAAGAAAAGGCUAACAUCAGCCAUUGAACAAGUCAAUGAAAUGUAUGAUAUGGCUAGACAGAACUUGAUUCAAUUACAAAAGAAAUUCAAUGAAUUGAUAAGUUCACCAACCGAAGGAGAUAGUGUACCUGUGGCCGAAUUGAGGAAAUUAAAGGAUGAAGUAUCUCGAGCCAAACAAGAUAUUCUUAACUUCAAUAUUGAUAGAACUGAAAAAGAAGAAGAAUUGAGUGACGUCAAGGGAUCAUGGAAUACCAGUAUUGAUCUGAAAUCAGAACUACAAUCAAAUUUACAAGAAUUACAAACUUUUCAAGAAGUAGAUAAUCAAGAAUUGAGAAACAUAUUUGAAAAAUAUAAAACUAUUCAAGAAUUAUCUGAAUUAACUCAUGAUGGUUCUAAAAUUACAUUUAUGUUUGAUAAAUCAUUAUUGGUUGAAUUUGAUUUUGCUUAUAAUAAUAUUAAUUAUACCAUAGAAGCCAAUAAUUUCAAAAAUCAAAUAUUAAUGCAAUCAGCUGUAAAUUUCCCAAUAAAUCCAAAUGAUAAAAUAACUGACCAAUUUAAGAAAUUUUCACAAUUUUGGUCAUGUUUGAAAAAAAUUGAUUUUGAUUUAUAUUAUGCAAAUUUGAAAUAUCCAAUUGAAAUAUCAAUUACUGAUGAUUCAAUUGAAUUGGUUAUUAAUUAUUAUAAUUUCACUGAUGGUUAUGAAUUACAAUUAUUAGGGAAUUUAAAAAUCAAUGAUCUUUUAACUUAUCAACAAUCAAUUAAGUUUCAAGGGAAAUCAAAACGAAAGAAUAUUCAUGAAAAUUUCAGAAAUCAACUAAUAAAAGAUCUUGAUAUUUUCCCAACAUUACAUUCUUUACAAUUAGUUCAAUAA
Molecule: messenger RNA, 3432 nt
Organism: Candida tropicalis MYA-3404
Lineage: Eukaryota; Fungi; Ascomycota; Pichiomycetes; Serinales; Debaryomycetaceae
Exons: 1
Coding region: 1-3432 (1143 amino acids)
Biological process (GO): mitotic sister chromatid biorientation; protein localization to kinetochore; mitotic spindle assembly checkpoint signaling
Source: RefSeq, a predicted model, not a curated record